AUGCUUCUUAAUUCCGCGGUCCUUACCGCCGCAUUGGCGAUUCUUGACGUCGCCUCUGCCUCCGUCAUCAAGAGACAGGUCCUCAAGGACAAGGACAUUGCCGGUCGAAUUGCAGGAGGGGCCAAAAUUGGCGACCAGUGCCACCCUCCAGGCACCUACGCCCUUGGGGGUGAGAAGGUUAUUCCCCCUUGUCUUGCCGAGCAGGCCAUUGCUCUAAAGUGCGAAAUUGUCACGCAUCUCUCGAGCAAUUCUUCCGAAGCGAAUCGUAUAGCCUACCACAAGUGCCUGGUAGGACAUGGCAGCUCCUACUUCCUCGAUAUUCAAGGCUGCCUGGCCUGCAAGAAGACCCAUGGCCACCUCUCCAAGGAGCAGUACGACUGGUACCUGCAGAGAUGGACCGCAGGUUACGAGGCCUUUGAAAAGGACGUUGUGCCCAAGACCAACAUGUGGACAUAUGUCGAAGGUGCUAUUGGCGGCACUACGUGCCAGAACCGCAACGAGACGCUGCGCGGAUGGAAAUGCUGGGACCAGCUUCCCAAGGGUUCCGGUAACACCAACAAGACUGUGCCCGUCGAGCAGUACUACACGAACCGCCCCAAGACGCAGAACAUUGGAAGCUUUACUCUGAAUGGCAAGAAAUACCCCGAAUCCACAACCAUGGAGGUGGACCUUGCGCAGUACACCUAUGAGAUUACGGGCCACUUGGGAUACUACUCCUCUGCCAAGCUGGAAGACGGCACCGUCACGGAUACUCGGGUUGAGUUCGAGGUGCAAGUCGUGACUGAAUAUCGCGAGAUCAAGUCCGUUUGCAACUUCACCACGCCCGACGUGUUCACCAUCGUGUCCGCCAUCAGUGCGCCCGUCCCGCUCAAGGAUUCCGUUGCCACUGUCCCGAAGAAGGAGGCGACUACGCUCCCUACUCUCGAUUGCGACGGUACUUGUAUUGCUUCGGCCCUCAGCAUCAAGGAGCUCGAGGUGGUGGUGAUCCAGGGCUCCAAAAAGGCCGAUCCGGUCGUGGCUGACGCUGCUACGCCUGCGCUGACCGAUUUGGAGGAGCACAAGUCUGUCAGCACUAAUAGCAAGAUCAGUUUCCUCAAAAGGGUGGAAGUUUUAUUUGCCAAUGUGAAGAAGUAUCCCACUCCUAGUGGCGGCAGCCCGCCUUCCACUGACGACGACCCGUGCCCAGCUCGGCGCCGUCGAUGA
This is a messenger RNA of Metarhizium brunneum ARSEF 3297, 1203 nucleotides long. RefSeq lists its product as uncharacterized. The record is from RefSeq and is a predicted model, not a curated record. Lineage: Eukaryota; Fungi; Ascomycota; Sordariomycetes; Hypocreales; Clavicipitaceae.